Molecule: messenger RNA, 3719 nt
Organism: Zalophus californianus (California sea lion)
Lineage: Eukaryota; Metazoa; Chordata; Mammalia; Carnivora; Otariidae
Gene: USP26
Product: ubiquitin specific peptidase 26
Exons: 3
Coding region: 417-3191 (924 amino acids)
Biological process (GO): protein deubiquitination; G1/S transition of mitotic cell cycle
Cellular component (GO): cytosol; nucleus
Molecular function (GO): cysteine-type deubiquitinase activity; cysteine-type endopeptidase activity
Source: RefSeq, a predicted model, not a curated record
UGGGUUGGUGCGGCGAGUGUGUGGUAGAGCCUUCUUCUCCUCAGUGAUGAGGGAACAUGGCGGCAGCUCCCACAUACAAUCGUAACAGCAUCUGGUUUCGCUAUUUCCACCUGGGCUGAGAAGUGCCUGCCUGUCUUCGAAUCCUUGUGGAGUAGCUGCCUUGCCAUAGAAAUCAAGAUUCUUCCCUCGUGUCAUCAUGUACAGCUCUUGAAGGGUAUUGGUUUUAUCACUAAAUAGCUGGACAUCCAGAACGUGAAGAAACUGUAGUAGAAAACCAAUACUAAAAUAGAACCAUUCUUAGAGAGAACUAAAGAAUCAUUUCUUGGUGCUGUCUCCAAAAGUGACCUUGCAAAACAAAUUGGAACUUCGAGAUUGUCAAUAAUUCAGGAUACGUGUAACUUAUCUGUGAAGGAAAGAUGGCCACUCAAACGGUACACGGUUUUGUCCAAAUAUGGAGCAGGAAGAUGGGGAUGUCUAGGUCCAAAGAAGCAUACAUUGAAACAGUAGAAAUAAAGAAGAAGAUCAAACUGGUGGUAUAUUUCACCACUGGAGAAUAUAUAACUUUUCGACUAAGGGAUAAUAUUAAAAAUGUGGUCCUUAGAUCAUAUGGAGAAAAGCAAAAUCACCUGCAUUUAACUUUACAAAACAAUAGCUUCUUGUUUAUUGAAAGAUUAUCUUCCAGAGAUGCUAAAGAGUUGAAGAUGUUCCUGGAUAGAGUCCAUCAAAAUGAUAUUCAGCCAUCCAUGAGACCUGGGAGGGAUGGAGGUAUCUUUGCCAGCAUGACACCACCAAAGGAAAUCAACAAAAUCUCAUUCCACAAAGCAUGCAAGAAGCCAAAUAGUGGAUCUUUUCAAACAGGAGAAGGAAGUGGAACACCUGACCUUCAGAAGAUGCCUUUGUUUGCAUCAGAGUUAUCAAAACUUAGUUGCAAAGAUUUACUAGAGAAUGGAUACAGGCAGAGGAAAAGUAUGCUCUCAUCUGGUUCAAAGAUGAAUGGGAAAAUCCUGAAAAACAGUGACUCUGCAAGAAAGAAGAAAUCCCAGACAAACCCCUUGAGGUAUGUAAGCCACAAUGAGGAGAAAAAAUUGAGGUUAAGAGUGUUAAAAAUGAUUAAGAAAUUAGAGGCUAAGGCGUUAACCAAGACCGUUUCUCCUGGAAAGCCUCACCUGGAUGGCCCAGGUCUUCUUCAGAUGCUGUCUGAGGAAAUAUAUUUGUCAUUUCUGUUGGCACCAAAGUAUAAUGCAGAUGACCCACAGUGGGACAAACUCAAGAUGACCUUUGACUUCUACCCAGAGAAAUUAUGGCAAGGCCUCCCCAAUUUGGGAAAUACCUGUUACAUGAAUGCAGUUUUACAGUCCUUAUUUUCGAUUCCAUCAUUUGCUGAUGAUUUACUCAGUCAGGAUUUCCCAUGGGGUAAAAUUUCCCUUGAUGCUCUUAGCAUGUACCUGGCACAGCUGUUUGUUUUGAAAAAUAUUUAUAACAUAAAAAUCAAGGAGAGGUUACUUGUGCAUAUUAAAAAAAACAUUUCAAGAGUUGCAGGGAUCUUCUCCGGCAACAUACAAAAUGAUGCUCAUGAGUUUUUGAGCCACUGUUUGGAUCAGAUGAAAGAGAACAUGGAGAAAUUAAACACAAUUUGGAAGAUGAAAAUUGAAUCCGAAGAGGACAGUUCAGCUCAACAGGUCUUUGCUGGCACUGCUGCCACCAGAGUGCUCAUUUGUCCCGUCAUCACUAAUUUUGAGUUUGAGUUGCUGCGCUCUAUUAUUUGUCAAGCCUGUGGUCAGGUUGUUCUCAAGACAGAAGUGAGUAAUUAUCUCUCCGUCAACCUUCCCCAGGGAGUGAAAGCUCUCCCUUUGUCUAUUCAGUCUGCUUUUGAUCUCUUCUUCAGAGCAGAGAAACUUGAGUACAGAUGUGAGAAAUGUCAGCACAGGAGUUCUCUCGCAGUGCACAAAUUCAGUAGGCUCCCCAGGGUUCUCAUUGUUCAUCUGAAACGUUAUAUCUUUAACGAGUUUUGGUUGCUAAGGAAGGAUGAACGGGAAGUUGUUAUUUCUAAGUAUUUAAAGUUAUCAUCUCAUUGCAGUGCAAGUACCAAACCACCUCUUCCUGUGAACAAGAAUGCGCAUAAUAGGGACUUGCAAGUCCUAAGAGUCUUUCAGAAUAUGAGUGCUGAAAACCUCUGUCCAUCAGCACUUUCCACAAAAUUGACCUCAGCAUCCAGUGUCUUCCCGGUUCCACACACUGGGCCAGACAAAGAGCCUGAACCACAAAAAUGCCAGAUUCUCUAUGAAGAGUCACGCAGAGAACAGCAGAAAAAAGACCUGGGAAAAUGUUCCAGACUGAAUACAACAGAGUCCAAACUGAUGAACCUAGGAGAUAGAGCCGUCAUUGAAAAAGAGCUAUUGGCCGCUGGCUUAAUGAUGGAUCUGGAAGAAACGUCCCAUUCUCUGAUCCGUGACAAUGAAGGUAAACCCACCAGUGGUCCAGAAACACGCCUUGCAGACAUUUAUCUUCAAGAAGCGUCUGAAAAUCUAAAGCAAAAGAAAUAUGAGAAAACUAAUAUGUCUGUAGAUUUUGAGAGUGUUGCUGACACCACUGAAGAUUUUUAUGGUGGUAAGAGAAACAGAAUUUCAAAUGAAUUCCAAAAAGUGGCUGAACAUACCCAGCAGGAUGAAAGGAUGAGGCUCUACGAAGAAGCCCUUCAACAGGCACUGCUUAAAGCCAUUUUGAAGCCACGUGCCCAGAGGUACACGGAGAACCUCAGGAGACCUACAGACUUGAGUCUCCAGGGGGCCAAUGUGAAUUCCCUAGGUGCAUCGGGUUCCAAUAAAAGCCCUGGAAACAAACAAGUUUUAGAUACGGAGAAGACAGAAACGGAAGCCAAGAAACCAAAAGGAAAUGCCGAGAUGAAAGAUCUCUACACCUAUCGGCUUGUCGCUGUAGUCAGCCAUCUCGGGAAGACCCCAAAUUCAGGCCAUUAUAUCAGCGAUGCCUAUGACUUUGAGAAGCAAGUGUGGUUCACUUACAAUGAUCUCCAGGUAUCAAGUAUCCAAGAAGCUGUGAUGCAGGAAGCUAGGCUUUGCACCGGAUACAUCUUCUUUUACAUGCACAAUGAGAUCUUUGAAGAGCUGUUGAAAAGGGAAGAGAACUCCCAGUCUCGUAGCACGCAGACAGGGGAGACCCCUCAGGAGAAAUAAGUGGAACGGACUCCUGGUUGUACACAUCUGCUUGACUGCCUAAUUGGUCAUCACUUUCUCCAUGGAAGAAAAACUCUGAAUGCUAGCCAAAGAUGAAGAGGCAGUUGGCAUCUAGGACCAGAGUUCAAGCAGAAACACUUAGGGAGAAACCUCCAUUCCUAACCCUAAUACAGACACUUCAAUCCCACCGUUCCACCUGAUAAGCGUUCUUUUUCUACUAGGCUAGAAUUGUGCCCUCCAUAUUUGAGUGCAGUGGAUUUUCAGUGCAAUCCUUGAACCAGCAGCAUCAGGAGCAUGGAUAAACCUCUUAGAAAUGUAGAUUCUUGGGUCCCACCACAUCCCUACCCAGUAAUUCAGAAACUGUGGUUGAGGUGGGUUUGGGGUAGGGAAUAGCGAUUUGAUGGAGGUUUUGUCUGAUGCUUGAGAAAUUUAGAGAACUACUGCCAUGUGCUAGAAUAUCCUGGUGGAUUUUGCUCUUGUAUAUUUGAAUUACGUAUAUUUCUAAAGGGGUUUGAUUGUUUUUUGUUU